GGGGGCGGGGCAACUCAUCCCGGGGAGGAAGGAGACGGCACCGGCAUUAUUUCUUUAAAAAUCGUCUUUAAAAUGUCCCGUCCCGUUUUGAUAACUGCAGGCAUUGUUUAUUUUACAUUUUUUGCACGUGACCCAGACGUGCGUAAGGAGUGACGUCACUGCUUCUUCUCGGAACGUGUUGGGCUCAAGGUUAUUACGUUGCGGCGGCGUGGACGAGAUGCAGCACGCCUCGUAGACAUGCGCAGCCCCCGCUGCGGCGUCGAGACUGCGUCCGGACAGAGGACGUGAUCGUCGGAUCGAGAGGAAGAGAAGAGGCGGGCGGCGUUACAGGCGGCUGGAGGCGGCGGCGGCGGCGGCGGUGGGGGCGGUGGGGACGGAGCGUGGUGACUUGUGUUCUCCGCCACCAUGGCCAGAGCUCUGCGCAGGCUCAUUCAUCUGGUUCUCUUCUGCCCUCUGUCCAAAGGCCUGCAGAGUCGCCUGCCAUCUGUCAAGGUGAAGUACCUCCUCCUGGCGUGGUUGGGCGUCCUGGUGGCCAGUUGGGUGCUCUACAUGCAAUAUGCUUCCUACUCGGAGCUGUGCCGCGGACACGUUUGCCAGGCCACCAUUUGCGACCACUACAACAGAGGCGUCAUCUCUGGGUCAUCCUGCAAGGCUUUGUGUGAGCAGAAAACGCUGACGCUGCGCCACUGCAUGUCCACCUCCUCGCAACAUCAGGUGUACGCCGGCCAUUGGAAGGAGAGGCCGGUGGUGAUCAAGUGCGGCAUCGAGGAUGGUGCCAAUGCCGACGGUGAUCCGGAUUUGGCAAACCGCCGGAAGAGGAGCCUGUUCGACAAACCCACACGCGGAACCUCCGUGGACGAGUUUAAGGAGAUGUUGCACCACUUCCUUAAGGCUAAUUUCGGGGAGCAGCAGUCCUUGAGCGUGCUGGUGGACAGAAUCAUUUCACUGGCGGAUGUCAACCAAGACGGCAAACUGUCCCUGGCAGAGGCCAAGUCCAUCUGGGCCCUGUUGCGAGUGAACGAGUUCCUCCUAAUGGUGGCGCUGCAGGAGAAGGAGCAUACCACCAAGAUACUGGGCUUCUGCGGGGACCUGUAUGUGACCGAGCCGCUGGGCCACACUUCGCUCUACAGGCUGGAGGUGCCGCCUUACCUGCAGGCUCUGGUGCCUGGGGCCCUGGUGUCCGGGCUGAACCACUGGCUGGCCCCAGCCUGGCCCCGCCGGGCCCGCAUCACCAUCGGCCUGCUUGAGUUCGUGGAGGAGGUCUUCCACGGGCCCUACGGCAGCUUCCUGAUCUGUGACGCCAGCCCGCGCCACGUGGGCUACAAUUCCAAGUACGACUGCAAGAUGGCCGACUUGCGUGCUGUCGCCUCAGAGGCCGCAGUGCGGGCGCACCUGAAGGGGCGACGCUGCGAGACCAACGCCGACUGCACGUACGGCCGCGACUGCACGGGCACCUGCGACCGGCUGGCCAAGCGUUGCAACGCGGACGUGGUGCAGCCCAACCUAGCCAAGGUGUGCGCCCUGCUCCAGGACUUCCUGCUCUUCGGGGCGCCGCCCGAACUGCGCGGCGACCUGGAGCGCCAGCUGCGCACGUGUGUCACCCUCAGCGGGCUGGCCAGUCAGAUGGAGGUGCACCACUCGCUGGUCCUCAACAACCUCAAGACCCUGUUGUGGAAGAAGAUCUCCAACACGCAGUACUCUUGAGGGACUCUGGGAACUCAUACCAUACUGAAUCAGGGCCUGAUUUACUAAAGGUUUGCGCUUGCAAAAAAAUGGCCGAACGUGGAAGCUCAUCUAACCAGGCACACCCGCGAUUGCGUCUGCAAAAUGGGAAAAAUAGCGGCGGAAUUGCUUUUUGCAUUCAGGUAGAAUGAAAAUUAUGGGACAGACGCAAUUACAAACAUUUGGCAUGCGCAAAGUAAUUUAUAAAACCUGAGACCAGUUGCGCUGGCUGCUUUUGCUUAAUAGCGCGUCUGCUUAACGAUGACUGCGGUCAUCGUGGCAAGGAGAUGGUGGUGCAGGUCAAAUGAGAGGCUCGUGUUUUUGAAAAGCCGGAAACAAAAAUGAUCCAGAAAUGCAAUUUUGGAGCUUCUGGUUCCAGUUCUUCCUUCAUUGAGUCAAUUCAGCGGACGGUGAAACUUGGUCCUGGCGUCUCCUGGAGCAAUUUUUUUUAUUUUUGUCAGAUGUGCUGUCCCAAGUUUUGAGAGCAAUGUUACUCAGGAUGAGCACAGACAUGCAGUUGCUACACUCUUAAUGAGUUGAAUCAAACAAAACAUGGCUUUCAUGUGGUUGCUGCAGUGUUAAUAGAUUUAUUUUCUGUAACCUAGUAAUAUGCUCGUCUCAUCCACUAACACUUCCAAUUCCAACUUCAUUUUGCGCUUGCGUUGCACUCUCAAAUUUUCCACGGUGAAAACCAUCAGCGCUAGACUACAGUGCAAAUUCCUCAUUUAAAUAGGGAAGUCUCCACCACCUUUGCAACUGUUGCCGAUUGCGUCGCAUUGUUAGCAGAUCACGUGCAACACGCCCACAAACAAUGUGCAAUCAGUUAGCGCGAACAAACAUUUUAGCAUCCGCUAUUUGGGAUCUUAGUACAUCAGGCCCUUCGGACUUGAGGAUACCGGUGUUACGAUAUGUGUAGUCAAGUAAGUACAAAGACUGACGAAACCUGUAAAUAUUCAAAAUGUUCAACGGGGAAGUGCUGUAAAAUGGGAUGGAAAAAUGGAACUUGCCCACCGUCCCAAUUAAAGUUUUGCACAGUGGAACGUCUAAAACUGUUUGUGCCAAGGCACAUAUUUUAGAUUUAAAAAAAAAAAAGAAAAAGAAAAAAAAAAAAAACCCUCACAACACCCCAACAAAAAUGACUGAAUACUGAAAUAAUGAUCUCAUCUCAAUUUACAAAUGUACUGUGAAAUCUGUUGACUUGAAUAGCUUUAUACGUGUGUAUGAAUGGCAGCAUGUGGGUACACGGGUUCAUUGUACUUGCUGCCAUCUAGUGCAAGAGCAUUUAAUCGUUCUGUCUUUCAUUAUGCGUCGCUGGCAUAGAUAGAUGAUCAAAGACAUUGUAGUAAGAAAAAUGAUAAUGAAAGUAAAACGGGGCGAAAAAAGUGCGUCACACCUGAAAAUUGAAGCCGGCGCACCCGGAGAAAACCCACGCCGGCACGGGGAGAACAUGCAAACUCCAUUUCAACCCAAGUUCUCAGAAUUGUGAGGCAGAUGUGCGAACCAGUCACCCAUCUUGCCGCUAAAAUAUUUUUCAUUUUAUUCAUUGUUAUAUCAACAUAGAUUCCCUUAUGGUUACACUUGAUCAACAAUGAACGUAAGCAAUGCGAUGCGCUAGUUGCGUUGCCGCAAAUGUGUUUUACUGUUUUUUUGUGUUAGUAUUAACGGUGGUUAACUUAUUUUGUUUCCACUUGAGUGAUCAUGCAAAACAUAAACAAAUGUUUCAGUUUUAUUAACAACCUUGGCUAACUUGUUUUUACACAUUCGUGACAAGUACUAAACAAAUGAAAGAUUUGUGAGUUCCAAAUACGUUUCUUUAUUUUGCUGUUUUAAUGUUGACUGUUUUACUUAUUUUUACAUUCGGGAGACAAAGAAUGUUAAAAAAAAAAUAGACAUUGUUUUUAUGUUGUAAUGUUAACAGCGGUGAACAUAUUUUUACACUAGCUGACAAUUAAGAAUGUUAAAAAGUGAUUUUGAACUUUGCCUAUGCAGAUAAAUGUUCAAAGAUAGAGACAAUUUGACCUAUUUUUUUUCCCCAUUAUU
This is a messenger RNA of Phycodurus eques (leafy seadragon), 3762 nucleotides long. It is a transcript of the gene dipk1b, whose product is annotated as divergent protein kinase domain 1B. NCBI's taxonomy places the organism in Eukaryota, Metazoa, Chordata, Actinopteri, Syngnathiformes, Syngnathidae. Bases 406 to 1704 code for a protein of 432 amino acids. The record is from RefSeq and is a predicted model, not a curated record. The transcript is spliced from 5 exons.